AAUCUUCGUGGUGGUGAUUCUGACGACUCUUAUUUCCGAACGCUGCCUCAGGUGUACGUUAUUCCUUAUCAAGGUUCAUCAUCUUCAACGUCAGAUGGUAUUGUAAAGGUGUUUAAAAAAGCGGAAGAUUAUCAGAAAACCAACUCAAAGGACUUUCCGCUAAUUACAGUUGUGCUGCUCGAUGAAG
This is a messenger RNA of Acaulospora colombiana, 187 nucleotides long. Lineage: Eukaryota; Fungi; Glomeromycota; Glomeromycetes; Diversisporales; Acaulosporaceae. The record is from the annotation of a GenBank genome assembly.